AAUCGCAGACGCUGAGAAGUGACUUGAGAGAAACACACAAAUCGUCUCCGCGGGUUGUGGCCCAAUGAGUGUCGUAGACGCAGAUAAGCGCUGUUUUCUCUGAAGGCUCCUGCGGAAAUGAGAGACUUUGAAACUCCAUUUUCCGGUUUGUAGUUGGUGUCAUCCAUCACAGCAUGGGUAACCCUGCAGACAGGGGCCAGACCUGGGGCCGUUUGGUUGGCAGCAGGGACUCUUCGUAGAUGCCAUUUGACGACUUCACGCCUGCAUGACUGUUAAGGACCUAAUAACGCUUUAAACUCCUGCUGUUCCCACAAAGACAAAAUGCAUCAGCAGUUCCUUCUCUGUGCUCUGUGGCUGCUGCCACUGGUCUUGACCAUGGACUCUUCAUCACCACUGGAGCUGGUCCCUCGAAGAUUUGUACCAUAUAACAGUGAAGACUCCCACAUGUUUCAUGAGGAGGGAGUGUUCAACUACUCCACCAUGCUGUUGAGGGAGGACCUGGACCUGCUGGUGGUGGGUGCCAGGGGGGUCAUCUACGCUCUCGACCUCAAAGACAUCUCCAAGAAACGUGCCUCUGUGAAUUGGGAAGUAACGAGAGAUAAAAAAGACCAAUGUGUAAGCAAAGGGAAAAACCUAGAGACAGACUGCAAUAACUAUAUCAGGAUUCUGCACAAACUGGAAGAUAACAGGAUGUACGUGUGUGGAACGUAUGCUUAUGAUCCGGAGUGUGACUACAUGUCUUACGCAAAUGGAGAGCUGAUUCUUGAGAAGAAAGCAGAGGAAGGGAAAGGAAAGUGCCCAUUUGACCCUUUCCAGAGAUAUGCUUCCAUAAUGGUCGAGGACCACAUCUACUCUGCUACAGUCAUGAACUUUCUUGGCUCUGAUCCCGUCCUGAUGCGCAGCUCUGACAGCGUCAUCCGCACAGAGUUCAAACGCUCCUGGCUGAAUGAACCCAACUUCGUCUCUCUGGCUCAGAUGCCUGAGAGUGACAAAAGCGAUGAGGGGGAUGAUGACAAAGUCUACCUGUUCUUCAGUGAGACAGCCGUGGAGUAUGACAGCUACACAAAGACAGUUGUUUCGCGUGUUGCUCGAGUCUGCAAGGGAGACCUGGGGGGUUUAAGGAUUUUGCAGAAGAAAUGGACAUCCUUCCUGAAAGCAAGGCUGGACUGCCCCGUUCUGGACUCAGCCUUUCCUUACAUUAUCCAGGACACGUACCGCUGGUGUGACCCUCAGGAACACUGGAAGAAGUGCUUGUUUUUCGCCGUCUUCACACCACAGUCUGACACAUCAGAGCUGUCCGCUGUCUGUGCUUACCGUGUGUCUGACAUCAGCCGAGUCUUUGCCGAGGGAAAAUACAAGAACCCAGUUCAUGUUGAAACCUCUUACGUGAAGUGGGUGAUGUACAGCGGGGAGGUUCCUUCCCCUCGGCCUGGAGCGUGCAUAGAUGAUGAAGCUCGUAAAGCUGGAUUUACUCAAACGCUCGACCUUCCGGACCGGACCCUGCAGUUUGUCAAGGAUAAACCUCUCAUGGAUCAGGCUAUCGAGCCGAUAUCAAACGAGCCUUUACUGGUGCAAAAGGGAGUGAAAUACAGUCGUAUUAUUGUCGACCAAGUACAGGCAGUAAAUGGCAAAAAGUACCAUGUGAUGUUCAUCGGUACAGAGGAAGGAACCAUUGUGAAAGCCGUGAACUACAAUGGAGAGAUGUUCAUCAUCGAGGAGGUUCAAGUGUUCAAGGCCCGUGAGCAGAUAAAGAUUCUCAAGUUCUCCAACAUCACGCGUCUGAUCUACGCAGGCUCAGACUCUGGAGUCGUGCAGGUGUCACCAUCCUCCUGUGGAAGAACUUUGUCUUGCAUGGACUGUGUUCUUGCCAGAGACCCUUACUGUGGCUGGGACCAAGCUGCUGGCCGAUGUACAGAUGUUUCUGCUACAAAAAAAGGACUAAUCCAGAGUGUGGAGGAAGGAAAAGCCUCUCUUUGUCCGAAAGCCAAACCUGUCUCAGUCGUUGAUAAGUCUGUCUGGUCAAGUGGGAACCUAAAGCUUUCCUGCCUUUUACCUUCAAAAUUGGCAACGACAAGAUGGGAACGUGACAAGAGCCCCCUGAUCCCUUCACCGCGUCAUCAGCAGCUUCGAGAUGGACUGCUCAUUCUAAAUGCCACUCACUCGGAUGCGGGUCGGUAUCGCUGCCUUGCAGUGGAAAGCUCAAAAGCAGGGGAGUAUAUCGCUCCAGCUGCUGAGUAUGAUGUGAGCGUCAUCGAGGCGGCAGGCGACCGGGCUUCUGUUCCUCAGUCUCAGAAGGAUGGACCCACUGUUGCUGGACUCCAUGCAGUGAUUGGGCUGCUGACGGUGUGCUUGCUCGUCCUCUUGGCUUGGAACUUUUACAAAGGCCAUAUACCUUUGCCAUGCAAGUGCAAAAACAAUAAACAUGACGAAGGUCCAAUUUAGCCCUCAACCAAGCUGUGAAGGAGGCAGACGUCCACGAUGACAGAGGAGUGUUCUUGAAGAGGAACAUGAUUUUUCUAGCUUUGUACAAGCUCAAUGACAUUUUUUGAGUUCACCUUUGGAAUUACUGCAUUAUUUGAGCAAAGAUUGUAAAUAUCAGAUGUAAUUACUGUCUACGGAUUAAUUCGUUUAUUCAUUCAAAUACGCUCACAAAUGUAGUAUUGCAGUGCAUCUUGUGAAAGCUGCCUCCAGGUACAGAGAGUACGAACAAGACUUGACUUGCCAAAAAUGUGAAGAACAGCUGCAGUGUUUGACUUGCUUUUAUUAACCUUUAGUUUUAACUUUCAAUCACAACAGACCCCCAAAAAUGCAAUAAAAGCUAAUAAAGGCUCCAUUAUACAUGUUUUGUUUCUAAAUAAAUGUCAUGUGUUCAACAAUGUGUUGAUCAAUUAAUCAAUUUAUGUGACUGAAUUGUUGAUAUCUUGGCGAUCUUAUUAGGAGCACGGGGUUUGUUGUCAUUUUUUUAUUACUUUUUUUAUACCUUUUUAUACUAUACUAUACUUUUUAUAUUUUCAUGCUUACAAUGAAUUCACACAAU
Synchiropus splendidus (mandarinfish) is the source of this 3037-nucleotide messenger RNA. Its product is annotated as semaphorin-4E-like. The transcript is spliced from 15 exons. Gene Ontology annotation, molecular function: chemorepellent activity; semaphorin receptor binding. Lineage: Eukaryota; Metazoa; Chordata; Actinopteri; Syngnathiformes; Callionymidae. The coding region runs from base 322 to 2442 and encodes 706 amino acids. Gene Ontology annotation, biological process: negative chemotaxis; positive regulation of cell migration; semaphorin-plexin signaling pathway. The record is from RefSeq and is a predicted model, not a curated record.